UAAUGGAGGAACAAAACAAUCAACUCUUUGAAAUAAUCAGAUGUCUGGUGGUAGAUGUUGAUGUCACUUGUCUUCUCAUUACUGCUACUUUUCUCAAGAAAUCCAAAUUUGAAGUUGUGACAGUGAAGAGCGCAAAAGAUGCUUUGGGUGUUCUUCGUGGCAGUGGCCUCUCAUUUGAUCUUGUGGUCACAGAAGUCCACAUGCCCAAAAUGAAUGGCUUUCAACUUCAACAAGAAAUAGCCAAAGAAUUUAUCAUUCCUGUUGCUUUUUUAUCAGCCGAUGAAAAAGAAAGUACAAUUAUGAAAGGGCUUGAGAGUGGAGUUAUUUUGUUUAUGGGGAAGCCCAUAUCACAGAACAAUAUUAAUUAUUUGUGGAAUUAUGCUACUGUGGGAAAGAAUCAUAAAGGCAAACAUGUUAUUAAUCAACAGAAUCAAGACAAUACCAAUGAAAGAAUCCCCCAUGAAGUAAUUCAUAUUGAAUCUUCAUCGUCGAACAGUGAGAGGGACAAGUCCAUGAGAAAAUGUGAAGAGACUGAAAGCGAACAGAGUUCAUCUCCACCGUCAAAGAAGAGUAGAGUUGUUUGGACAGAUCCCCUUCAUGACAAAUUCGUGGAAGUCGUUUCAAAACUUGGCAUGAAGAGUAAGUCUUCUCACUAA
Molecule: messenger RNA, 656 nt
Organism: Solanum tuberosum (potato)
Lineage: Eukaryota; Viridiplantae; Streptophyta; Magnoliopsida; Solanales; Solanaceae
Product: two-component response regulator ORR26-like
Exons: 3
Coding region: 3-656 (217 amino acids)
Biological process (GO): cytokinin-activated signaling pathway; phosphorelay signal transduction system
Source: RefSeq, a predicted model, not a curated record